Spirometra erinaceieuropaei is the source of this 1771-nucleotide messenger RNA. Lineage: Eukaryota; Metazoa; Platyhelminthes; Cestoda; Diphyllobothriidea; Diphyllobothriidae. The record is from the annotation of a GenBank genome assembly.
AUGCGUACUGGCGCCUACCCUCUUCAGUCUUAUGUUCUCUGCAUGCUGAUGGACGCCUACCGUGAUGAGCACCCCUGGAUACGCAUCGCCUACAGGACGGACGGCCACCUCCUCAAUCGACGGUGGAUGCACUUCCAAUCGCUCGUAUCCACAACCACUGUUCACGAACUUCUCUUCGCCGACGACUGCGCCCUGAACACCACCUCGGAAGAGGACAUGCAAAGGAAUAUGGACCUCUUCUACGCCGCCUGCGAGAACUUUGGUUUGGUCAUCAGUACGCAGUGGACGGUCGUCAUGCAUUAACCGCCACCCAACACCGCCACUCCCACCAACGCUCCACAAAUCAGCGUGAACGGAUCGCAACUGCAAGUGGUGGGGACCUUCCCGUACCUGGGCAGUACCCUCUCCCGCAACAGCAAGAUCGAUGAUGAAAUCGCCAACAGGAUCUCGAAAACCAGUCAAGCCUUCGGUCUCCUCCAAAGCACAGGUUGGAAUCGUCACGGUCUCCAACUGAGCACGAAGCUAAAGAUGUACACGGCUGUCAUCCUGCCGACGCUGCUGUGCGGAGUGGAGACUUUUAUAAUGUACAUAAAGCAGGCACGCCGACUGAACCACUUCCACCUCAGUUUUCUCCGUCGUAUCCUGAGUCUGAACUAGCAGGAUCGCACCCCCGACACUGAUGUGCUGGAACGGAGGGGAAUCCUCAGCAUCUACACCAUGCUGAGACAACUGCAUCUGCGCUGGAGCGGCCACCUGGUGCGCAUGGACGACGAGCCACUACCCAAACGCUCUUCUACGGAGACGUUGCGACAGGUUCUCGCCGUCAAGAUCAGAUUCGCCGAUACAAGGAUACACUGAAGUCCUCCCUGAAGCGUCUGCAAAUCAACCCUACCAACGGGGAGGAGCUCGCACUCGACCGACAGACCUGGAGGAGGACAGUGAAAGCGGACGCUGCUAUCUACGAAGCCAACCGCAUCGCCGCCGCCAACGUGAAACGCGAAGCCCGCAAAUCACAACUUCGUUCAGUACGCAACGCCGACGCACAACCCCUCCCAACGUGUCAUCGAUGUCAACGGACAUUCCGAGCUCGGAUCGAACUUGUUGGACAUCUUCGGAUCAACUGCGCCUCUCGAACUGCACCAAACAGCGUCCCAUAUCCUCCUCUUCCUAGUCAUCUCUGCCGCCAAUUAACUCUGAUAAUUCUUCUGAACCACCGCUUCCAUCAUCCUCCUCCUCCUCCUCCUCAACCACUGUCCCAACGACGGCCGCUCAGGCGGGCGUCUUGCACAUCACCAACCAUGACACAACAACCGAAACCACCCCCAUUUCCUCUAACUCCAGCGAUGAGGAUCAGGACUACACCUGCCCUCACUGCGACCGCACCUUCACCUCACACAUCGGCCUGGUCGGUCACUUGCGAAUCCAUCGCACAGAGACUGGCGAACCAGUGCCCGGAGCAUCAACCUAUACCCACCAAGCUCACUGCCCACACUGCCCUCGCACCUUCACGCAUCGCAUGGGUCUAUUCGGUCACAUGCGCAUCCACGACGACCUGCGCUCGACAACUGCCGGCUACACCACACAUUCAUACACUCCUUACCUCCUACAACACCAUCACCCACCAAACAUCAACAUUCACCCACCGCAAGCACCCAACUGCAACCUCCUACGCACGUGGGAAGUGUACAUCUCGACUGGGUCCCCAUGCGGUUUUGGCUGCACGGAUGACUUGAGUCCGAGACUAUCCCGACACGUCAAGCGUCGUGGAUAG